AUACGUUUAUAUAAUAAACUCUUACAAAAAUGUCUAUAUAAUAGCAUUCGUCUGCUUCAUCAUCAAUAAAACAUUGAAACCCUUGUCCCUCUCUCUCUCCAUCUCUGUGCAAAUAUCUCUUUCUUGCUUUCGAUGUGAAUCUCCCAAAUAAUAGCAAACUUAAGAGAACAUUUAAGUAUGAGUUGCAAUGGUUGUCGCGUGCUUCGAAAAGGUUGCAGCGAGAGUUGCAUCCUCCGUCCUUGCAUCCAAUGGAUCGAAUCCGCCGAAGCUCAAGGCCAUGCCACCGUAUUCGUCGCUAAGUUUUUCGGCCGUGCCGGUUUAAUGUCAUUCAUCUCCUCCGUACCGGAAUCUCAAAGCCCUGCUUUGUUCCAGUCCUUGCUCUAUGAAGCUUGUGGGAGAACUGUGAACCCAGUAAACGGCGCCGUUGGGUUGUUGUGGACAGGGAACUGGAAUAUCUGUCAAGCCGCGGUUGAGACUGUUCUUCGCGGCGGUUCUUCGAGACCCAUCCCGGAGCUUCUAACACGUGACGCCGGAUUUGGUGGGUUUCCUUCUCCAACUUCCGACGAAGCAUCGGAGAUGUUGAAUGAUUCCGGUGACAGGAGUGCCUACCACCACUGCCGAUUCUCGAGCUCUAGAACCAGGCCUACGACUUCUCCGCCUAAACGGAAACGAUUAGCGUCAGAACAACAACAACGACCAUCGUCGAAGCUAGAUCUCUCUCUACUACCUACUUUCCCGAUCAAAACGACACCGCUUAAGGAGGAAACGGUACGACCCGAAACACCGUCUAUGUACUCAGGGGAAUCCGUUACAACGACGCCGUUUAUGGACAACAUCGCUGGUGAAAGAUUCGUACGCGUAGGAGGAGAAACUACAAAGUUGCUCAACCUUUUCGCUUGAACGGCCUUAACGUAACUUUUUUUUUCUUAAUAUUUUGGUAAAAUGUGACACGCCGGCAAAUUAAAUGAUUUUUCUUUAUAAUUAUGAGAAAUUAACCAACGUAAAGAAUAUA
Molecule: messenger RNA, 1012 nt
Organism: Brassica oleracea var. oleracea
Lineage: Eukaryota; Viridiplantae; Streptophyta; Magnoliopsida; Brassicales; Brassicaceae
Product: LOB domain-containing protein 38-like
Exons: 2
Coding region: 178-900 (240 amino acids)
Biological process (GO): regulation of gene expression
Source: RefSeq, a predicted model, not a curated record